Molecule: messenger RNA, 531 nt
Organism: Rhipicephalus microplus (southern cattle tick)
Lineage: Eukaryota; Metazoa; Arthropoda; Arachnida; Ixodida; Ixodidae
Source: RefSeq, a predicted model, not a curated record
AUGACAUCGCAGAAAAUGCAAGAAUGGCUGUCGAAAGUCUCGGCCCCAAAUGUUGACAAUGUUCAACGCUCACUAAUGUUGGACCAGGUGCCCAUCCAUAAGACACAAGCCACCACAAAUGUCUUCGAAGAGUACAGCACCGAUGUGCCUGCAGGAUGCACAAGCAUCCUGCAGCCUGUUGACGUGUAUUGCAAUGAGCCAUUCAAGUCCACCUUGCGACGUUUGUGGGAGCAGCAUAUGCGUGAGCAAGCACGACCACCGAAAGGAAGCUUAAAAAUGUCGCGGCAACAUUUCCUUGAUUUCCUUGUAAAGGCACGGGCCGCUGUACCUGAGGAGACAAUGGCACGGUCUUUCAAAGGAUGGGGCAUUGGCAUUGCGCUCGAUGGCUCGAAGGACAACGACCUGCACAGCGGAUUGGCCUAUGUUGGAGCUGUGGUGCCAAAAGACUGCGGAGGACUUCAAGUGGCAUUCUGUGGCCUGCCGUUUGCAAAUGAUUCAAAAGAGUCUUUCGAUGGUUUUGAAAGCAAUUAA